AUGUCCACUACCAGCUCGAGAUCAGUAUCACGGUCCGGCACUCCCCUCGGUACCAGACCACCUUCAACAACUACCACCACAACAGCCGCCACAUCAUCAUCGUCGCUAUCAGAUCACUCGAAUAACAACAAUCACAACCACAACCAGAACAGCAAUUACUUCUCGUACCCCGUCAGCCGUGUCGUAUCCGGUCUAUACCGCCGCCUCACCGACCCACCCCAAAAACCGGACAACAACAACACUAACAGGCGCAAUGCAAGAAAUGCCAACAUGAACAGCACACACUCAUCCUCCACAUCUCUCUACACACCCAAACGCACCGCCUCGCCCUUCCAACCUCCUCCCUUGACGCCUCUAACCCUCAAAUCAUCGUCCAACACUGCAAUCCUCUCCCGCGCCCUCGCCGAAGAAAUCCGUCUCCUCGUGCCUCCCCGCUUGCAACUAGUCGACACAUGGCGUCUGGCAUACAGCCUCGAGCGUGAUGGCUCUUCGCUGAGCACGCUAUACGAUCACUGCCGCAAAAUCAGCGAACACAACCCGCGCGCUGGAUACGUGCUUGUUGUUCGCGAUGCGUCUGAUGAUGGUGCCGGCGCAGUGUUUGGUGCGUAUUUGACCGAUGCGCCGCAUCCGGCGUCACACUUUUAUGGGACGGGGGAAUGCUUUUUGUGGCGGGCCAGUGUUCUGGGGCGUACCCAGGGGAUGUGGAAUAAUCACAACGAUAACAACCAUAAUCAAAAUAACGGAGGAUGUAAUGAGAAUCACGAAAAUGACGAAAGAGCUGAGAGCAAUGGAGGUGGUGAAUAUCAUACAAUGACAGACGAGGAACUCCAACGCGCCGGCUUCCCUCCUCCACCAAGCGCAGACACGACGCAUGCUGUGCGAAGCACGACACUGAGAGCGAGCACACCAACCCUACGAUCCGACAGAAAUAUCAACAACAGCAACAGUAAUCAUCUACUCUCAUUAGCCCAGACUCAGGGCACGAACAGCGGCACAAGCACCCCCGAACGCAUACGAUUCAAAGCCUUCCCUUAUAGUGGUAUGAACGACUACAUGAUAUUCUGUGAAACGGGGUUUUUGAGUGUCGGUGGAGGGGACGGCCACUACGGCCUUUGGAUCGACGAUUCGGUCGAAAAAGGUGUUAGCGAUUCGUGUCCCACGUUUGGGAAUGAGCCUCUUUCAGAUGAAGGCUCAAAAUUUGAUAUUUUGGGGGUGGAGAUUUGGUAUAUUAGUACUUAA
Messenger RNA from Talaromyces amestolkiae, 1239 nucleotides. RefSeq lists its product as uncharacterized. Gene Ontology annotation, cellular component: nucleus. The transcript has 2 exons. Gene Ontology annotation, biological process: response to oxidative stress. Bases 1 to 1239 code for a protein of 412 amino acids. Lineage: Eukaryota; Fungi; Ascomycota; Eurotiomycetes; Eurotiales; Trichocomaceae. The record is from RefSeq and is a predicted model, not a curated record.